AUGCGUCUCAUCAUCCGCGACGACGAGGACCAGGCCAGCGGCUUCGUGGCCAACUACAUCGUCGACCGCAUCCGCACAUUUGCCCCCACGGCCGAGCACCCCUUUGUCCUCGGUCUGCCCACUGGCAGCAGCCCUCUCAAUGUCUAUGCCCGUCUUGUUGAGGCGUACAAGCAGCACCGCGUCUCGUUUGCCCAUGUCAUCACCUUCAACAUGGACGAGUACGUCGGUCUCUCCCGUGACCACCCCGAGAGCUAUCACACCUUCAUGUGGACCAACUUCUUCAGCCACGUCGACAUUCGCCCGGAGAACGUGCACCUGCUGAACGGCAACGCUCCGGACCUCGAGGCCGAGUGCGCCAGGUACGAACAGACCAUCCGCGACUGCGGCGGCAUCGACCUGUUCUUGGCCGGCAUAGGCGAGGAUGGUCACAUUGCCUUCAACGAGCCCGGCUCCAGCCUGGUCAGCCGCACACGCGUCAAGACGCUGGCCUACGACACCAUCCGGGUCAACAGCCGCUUCUUCGGCGGUGACGUCGAUGCCGUUCCGCGGUGUGCGCUGACCGUCGGCGUGCAGACGGUGCUGGACGCCCGUGAGGUGGUGGCGAUUGUGCUGGGCCCCCGCAAGGCGCUGGCGCUGCAAAAGUGCAUCGAGGAGGGCAUCAACCAUAUGUGGACGCUCUCGAGCCUGCAGCUCCACCCGCACCCCAUGGUGGUCUGCGACGAGGACGCCACGCUUGAGCUGCGCGUCAAGACGGUCAAAUAUUUCAAGUCGAUUGAGCAGGUGGCGCGGACGCAGGGCUUUGAGCAGGCUCUGCCGACGCGCCUGCGGGUGCGGCCCGAUGCUCAGUCGGACGUCAACGGCACCAUGAACAUCAACACGUCCGUGCCCAGCGUGGCGACUGCCUCGGGCACCACCACCCCGCUUGUUAUCCCCUCGCCUAUCAAGCCGACGCCGAGCUUUAUCCUGGUGCAUGGCGCACCCGACACGCCGGAUGCCUCGCCCACGAUGUCCUCUAAGAUUGGCCUGAACGCGGCGGCGGCAGCCGCCAACGCCACGCCUGGCGGUGGCGACGUCGAUUCGGACUUGGACCUGGUGCCCGACCGGAUGGGCGACCGCAUCCCGGUGCCUAAGGGUGCAACCGCUGCUGGCAGCGGCAGCCUGGGCGUGGUCCCCGUUUACCGCCGUCGUCUGACCCCGACGCCGGAGCAGCAGCAGCAAAAGAGCUUCGGCCGUGUCAGCGCAUAA
This is a messenger RNA of Sporothrix brasiliensis 5110, 1245 nucleotides long. Its product is annotated as glucosamine-6-phosphate deaminase. NCBI's taxonomy places the organism in Eukaryota, Fungi, Ascomycota, Sordariomycetes, Ophiostomatales, Ophiostomataceae. The record is from RefSeq and is a predicted model, not a curated record. The coding region runs from base 1 to 1245 and encodes 414 amino acids. Gene Ontology annotation, biological process: N-acetylneuraminate catabolic process; carbohydrate metabolic process; D-glucosamine catabolic process. The transcript has a single exon. Gene Ontology annotation, molecular function: identical protein binding; glucosamine-6-phosphate deaminase activity. Gene Ontology annotation, cellular component: cytoplasm.